Molecule: messenger RNA, 6360 nt
Organism: Scophthalmus maximus (turbot)
Lineage: Eukaryota; Metazoa; Chordata; Actinopteri; Pleuronectiformes; Scophthalmidae
Gene: vgll4b
Product: vestigial-like family member 4b
Exons: 5
Coding region: 322-1293 (323 amino acids)
Biological process (GO): negative regulation of DNA-templated transcription
Molecular function (GO): transcription coactivator binding
Source: RefSeq, a predicted model, not a curated record
CCGCUGGUGCCGCGCAGGAUCAUACCAAGCACCGCCUGCGUGUCAGUGCAGUCGACUUACAGCUGGCUGUGAGGACAACUGACGCGACCUUUUUUUAAAUUUCUCCUCUUUAUCACCGCGAUACUUUCCUUUAGAAUAAUAAUAACAAAAAGUGUCCUAAACUGCCUUUGAAUAAGUUGGGUGGGAAAACAAGUUAAAGUUGGAGGCUGGGCCUUGAGCUUUUUGACCGUCGCUUGAGCGGAGAAGGGAAGAAGAAGAAGAAGAAGAAAAAAAGCUGGUCUUUUUUGAAUUGUUUUUUUUUUUCAUAUUAAAACUCGAUAAAUGCUACUAACGAAAAUGGACCUGUUGAACUACCAGUACCUGGACAAGAUGAACAACAACAUCGGCAUCCUCUGCUACGAAGGUGAAGCAGCUUUGAGGGGGGACCCCAGACUCCAGUCCUUGUCCCUAUCCUCGUCCUCCUCGUCAUCGUCCUCCUCUUCGUCAUCGUCCUCCUCAUCCUCCUCCAUCUCGAGCCACAGGACGGGUCCUCCUCCCAUCAGCCCCACCAAGAGGAAGCUGAAUGGGGACCAGGGGGACAGCGACAUGGACGAAAACGAGCACGUGGCCAAGAUGAGCCGACUGUUCGCUGCACAGCUGAAACCCAGCGGAGACUACCGCAGCUCCCCUGUCUCUAAGGACCGGAGCCGGAGCCCCAUCGAGCGAGUGGUGGUGCCCGGCGGCCUGGGCGUCCACGGCAACCACCUGUACAGCCACGCCCACCACCACCACCACCACCACCACCACCACCUGGCCAGCUUAGCCAGUAUGGACCAGCCACUGGCACUCACCAAAAACAGCAUGGCGGAGUCUGCACGAAGCAGCACAGCAGCUAUGACCACAGUGCCACACACCGUCAGCGCCGUGGAACGCCAGCAGAAUCGUCCCUCUGUGAUCACAUGCGCCCCGGCCAACAACCGCAACUGCAACCUGUCUCACUGUCCCGUCUCCCACAACGGCUGCUCAAGCCUCACUAACAACUACAGGAGAAUCAACACCAACACGGCCUGCGACCCGGUGAUCGAGGAGCAUUUCCGCCGCAGCCUUGGGAAGAACUACAAGGAGCCCGAGCCCACUGCCACCAACUCGGUGUCCAUCACCGGCUCGGUGGACGACCACUUCGCCAAGGCGCUGGGCGAGACCUGGCUGCAGAUCAAGAACAAGGGGAGCCCAUCGUCGUCCGGCAGCAGCCCAAACUCCUCCCCCAACAGUCACAUGGUCAAUCACAACCACUCCCCUUCUGUGGUCUCCUGAAGGGUGGGGGGGGGAUUUUAGAGGGAUUUGCCCCCCCGUCUCCCCAGCCCCCUCCCAAUCACCCCAGCGUCCGCGUCCCCAUCGCUUGUCUCUGUCACCAGCAACCCAGAGGCAGCGCCUGCCCGCUGGUCCGCUAAAGACAUCCACAACACUCUCUCUCUGCACUCACAGAGGAUCAAAUAAGCAAUAACAAAAUCUUUCUGUCCCCUCUGGUGUGCGAAGGCCAGACGAUGAUCAGUAAUGAGUGAUGAGUGCUUGACUUUGGGGACUGACUGGAGCAUCAAGCUGCUUUGUCCUUCCAUUCAUUCAUCCAUCAUCAUCAUCAUCAUCAUCAUCAUCAUCAUCAUCAUCCCUGCGUAUCAAGGUCGGAGCGGAGCAAGUGUCUGUAGUUAUAUGUACAUAAAAAGAGAGAGGAGAGGUGGCGUUUUAAUUAUUAAUUUUCUUCUUCUUUUUUUGUUUUUUUUGUUUGUGUCUUUAACAGUAGUUUUGUGUUCUGCUUCUGUGUUAUGAGAUGCCUGGUGUUCGAUAGAGGAGAUAAGAACGAAAAUAACUUUGGAGAAAAUAAUAAUCACAAACCACCUGACUGUGCUACCAAAGAAACCUUUAGAUGUUGGUGUGUGUCGAGGCCCACAUCAAAAACAACAACAACAUACAAGACGCCAUCUCGUACUGUCGGCUCGUCACUCGUUUUUUCUCUCUUCUUUUUUAAAUCUCUCCCCCUGUAGUUGUAAACGUAAUCCAUCGACUGAUUUGCACUACUGCCAUCGAGGGGGUGUAGGCCGGCCUGUCAACAUCACAAUCUGCAACUGAUGAAGAUGAUUUAGACGCAAAAAUUAGACCAAAUUUAAUUUUCUGCCGUCUAUUUGAUCUCCCUCCAACUUGAUUUACAUUCCACGUCUCCCAAUUAUUUAAAAAGAACUGUAGUUAAGCCGUUGACUGAAAAGUAGCUUCUGGCGACCACUGUCCUGUCGGGUGAGAGUACCAGAAACCAAGUUCAUCACUGUGUGACAUGUUUAAUGAACGCGAACCACACUGACGCCUCCCCACCGGCACUCGAGUCCACACCGAGUCACACUUGCGGGUGCAGAGAUUGCUCCCUAUUAAAGGUUGGGGGCAUAAAAACAAUCAGGUCGAAGCAAACACCCGUCACCAUGGAUGCUAAUAGAAGCAUUAUUGAACCCAGCUGCUGUAUUAUGCCACUUCCCCCGAGCCACAUCCCAAGCCAAGAAAAGUGUCGGGAAAAUGCACCAAAGUCAAUUUUUUGUGUGUGUGCGCAAAGACAAAAUAUGCAAAGCGAAAUGAGUUAAAUCCACUCGGCCUCCAGCGGCGGAAGGUACGAGGACGCGGUCGAGUCUCUUCACCCACCUGUCUUCACCAUCGUACUGAGAUUCACAUCAAAGUAUUCAAAAUCUAUUGGGGGUAGUAAAUACAUCAUACCACCCUCAAGGCUCAGGAAAAAAAACACACCAAACAUCCAAUUUGUGAAUUAAUGAAUCGGUGUAGAUUGAUAUCGGCGUUGAAUAAAUAUAUUUCGGCCCCAAACAAAAACACACUAAACUAGUUCACCUUGUUAGAACAAUGUGCCAAGUUGUCGUGUGGUGGUGAUUUUUAAAACCAGAGCACAGUCAGGUUUCAUCAAACCCGCGCACGUCGUGUCGACGACGGACGUCGAGCAUGUUAGAACAAAAAGCAAAAAAACACAAACUACAAUGUGCAAAACUGCAUUGUGUUGACGACCGGUCUCUGCCGAACAAUGUGCUUUGAUGCGCUUCACGGGGGCUUUAACUGCUGACGGCGACGGGGGGAUAGAUGACACUGCAUGUCACUUUGUGGCCGAAAGAAAAGAAGGAAAGAAAAAAAAAAGGAGAGAGAACUGUCUGGUUUCUCGGCGACCGGGGGAGAAAAGAUGAAUCAGAUCUCUUCAAACGUGCCUUUGUUAUUUGUGUAUCUCUUCGAACACGGGUGUUGUAAUUAUAUUUGACUCGCACCCCCCUACUCCCCCCCCCCCCUCCCCUACACACUGUGGUUUGGUAGAUUUCUAUAAGGUUUGAAGGGUAAACUAAUGCUUUUACAGAUGCAUGUAUUUUUUUUUUUUGUUGUUGUUGUUUUUUAAUAGCUGGUAUCUAUUAGUGUUUUUUAAGCAUUUCAAUCUAAACUCCUAUUAUCCUUUUCACUCAGACGUUAGUUGUUACUUCUUUCAUCGUUAGUAACGGACAUAGACACUAUACACUCACUGCUGGGUCAGUCGUACUCCAUAUUAUUAUUGUUAUUGUUAUUAUUACAACUUUUUGUACUUUUUGUUUUCCAUUAAUAUCAGUAUGGUAACAAACAAUGUGUGGUGGGGACAGCCUCCGGACAGGCUCUGUUUUAGUGACGAGAGCUGUGUCUCUCUCUCUCAAAAGAAAGAAGAUCCCUCAGCGUGACCGCGGAGUCGGCUUCGGCAGGCGCCGCCCGUUAAGGUUUUUUCUGUCAGAUGUUGAUCCAUCGGUGGUACAGGAUGCUACGCAGCCGUCAGCCGGCCGAGCUGAGACGCCAAAUUAGUCUGUCGGACCUUGUUUUUGUCCUUUUCACCAAAAAGCAUCUGAGCCUGAGAUAGAAUAAAAAGCUAAUUGUCGUGGGUUUAUGUGGAGCGCCGUCUUCUUUGCACAUUCUCAAAGUGCGUUGGAGAAGACGAGCUGGCAGGACAGAAAGCCUUUGGGAGGAAACAAGGUCUUAAUGACGGUGAGAGUGAGUGAUGACGGCUCCCAGACUUUUUAAAAAAGCGUGCUAUAAAUAGUUUUUUAAAUUUAGUUUCUACAUAAGACACACAGUAGCAUUUGGAAACCAUUGGAGAGACAUGAGCGAAGGACACACUUGGUCGGUGGUUAUCUGAAUUCACGGCGAGCCGUCGGAACUCUCUCGGCCCUCAGCAGUUGACUCGUCUUCGUGUCCUGACUUGGCGUCCAGACUUGAUUUUUUAUUUUUUUUUUUGUAUUUCACUGCUUUCUGUUCUGAACAACAUUGUAUUGUUGCUGCAGUUAAGCUAGACUGCUGCAGUCUGGAGAAGAAAUGAAUUUCAAGGUGGCAUACAUUCCUCCUGUAGGGAACUUUGUACAGGGCCUCGUUCACACUCGCCGUCGCCACGUCAACAGACGGAGCUCCCCGCCGACGUCUUUAGGUCGCGCGCCUUUUACCUGGAGAGCAAAAGGUGUCUCCACGUCUGCUCCUUUUUGGCCACAAAUCCAAACCACAUGACAAAGGAACAACUGACGCCAUAAAGGUUUCCACGAGUGUAGAACUUAAAGAACUCGGAGUUGGAAAACGUUCUGUGUCAUUCAGUAAUAAAAGCACAGAAGUGUCGAUGCUGAAGUUUACAGAUGACAGUUCUUUUUUUUUUUUGAUUUUAGUCCCUUUGUUUAUCCAAUUACGGCGAGUAUAUCUAUUAAAGAGUUCUCUACAUGGAACGUCGGUGAUCUGUACAAUGUCCACACAUUCCAUCCUCCGCUAUCGGAAACAGAUGUGACAGAACCACAGCCGAUGGGUUCUAGAAUCCCAGAAUAUUUAAAAUACAUAACCAAACUGCCAGAGUGUUAAUUUCUCAUAACAAACAGGUCCUCUACGAUCUCCACGUUCAGAGCGCUGUGGACGUUGAGGGGUGUUUUUUUUUUUCCCCGUGGGGAGGGGCGGAGCUUCAGGAGCUGAGCUUCUGUAAGUGCGGUCUGUGAGCCGGCAGGCGCUCAGCGGCCGCUCGGUCUUUUCACAGUGACUCCUCCUCAGGUCCAGUUGACCCUGAUCAGGAUUGGAUAUAGUUAGCGACUUGCUAGAAGACAUGAGGGAAGAAGGGGCUCGGGUGUCCAGAAGAUUUUGUUUUUCUAUUAUUAUUAUUAUUAUUCUUAUUCUCUCUCAUUAUCGUUUCACUACCACCCUGUAGGUAGGAGGCUCCUUCGUUUCGCUCCGGCGCACUCUCCCUACACACUGUAGGAAAAUCACUUAAUAAAAAAACAAAAUACUUUUUUAUAAUAGGAAACUAUAAGACCAUCAUUACGCUGUGCGUAACGAAUGUACAGAGAAAAAAAAUCUUAGGUAUUUUUUUGAGGAACAAUUAAUUUGUUAAUGAUAUGUAGCUAUUUAAUUGUUUUCCCUGUCCUUAUAUUGUAAUCAUUGCAUUUUCUUUUUUUUCUUUUUUUUUUUGUGAAAAAGUUGAUCUUUUUUGUUUAUAGAGUUUGUCUCGUUAGCGUAAGAAAAGGUUCAAGUGCAGGAGCACAGGAAACAGGAAACCACAACAAAGCCACUGGUGUGUCAGUGACAAUAGCUACUUCCGCUGGUCCCCGAUGUUAUGAAAUCAUUUGAAUUUGUCCGAGACGUCUGAACACACAUCUUCACUCGUGAGCAAGAAGAGUUUGUCCUUUCGACGGGCUCUCCUGCGUCGGUGGAGCAGAAUGAUUUUUUUGCCACUAGCCCAGUGCGGAUUUGUGUCGGCCAUUUCCAAACCAUGUUCAUUUUAAACCGUAAGAUCAAUAUUAGUCGUGGGCUAGCAGGGCAGGUGACAUUUCCACUACUGCAUGUCGGCAAAUUGUGGGUUUUUGAAAAAGUCUUGACGACUGAUUUUUUUUUUUUUUUGGUUUGACAGACUGGAACCAAGUGAUGAGUAAAAAGUCUUGUUUUGAGUCUGAAAACACUCGGUUUUGGUUUAACUUGUCUAAAAUGAUGAAAAUCCUAAUAAAAAAAAUAUUUCAUUCAUACAAUUUCAUCUGCUUCAUUUGGGGCGGGCGAGAGGAGCGAAGCAGCCAAUGAGCUCUGGCGACGCUCCGGUUCCCAUCUGGAGGCCGUUCUGCAUCUGUAAACACCACGAAGACUGAGCAGAUGAAUCAAAGAGAAGUCCGUCUCUUACUCUUUCUCUACCACAUUUUCCAGGUCUUGUUUUUGAAGUGGAAGUAGCAUGUACUUAGUGGUAGUAAUACUCUGAACUGUAAGAAAAAUCAUCAGUCAAUUUGUGGCUCUGUGUCUCCUACUAAAAAGGUUUUGGCAGGCCACCUUUUUUUUGUACGUAAAGUAGCCUUGAUGAACAAUAAAGUGCUUUUAAACCCC